Drosophila eugracilis is the source of this 1210-nucleotide messenger RNA. RefSeq names its product protein terminus. NCBI's taxonomy places the organism in Eukaryota, Metazoa, Arthropoda, Insecta, Diptera, Drosophilidae. The coding region runs from base 65 to 1210 and encodes 381 amino acids. The record is from RefSeq and is a predicted model, not a curated record. The transcript has a single exon.
AACACCCUAACAUCGAUAUAAAAACCACUCGAUCAAAAAACACAACAUCAGUAACUAUUUAGUCAUGGCCCGUCGAACACAAUCGCGUUAUACUUUCGAAAUCGUGGAAAACUGGCGGGUUUUUCGCCAUCAGUUUUUCGUGAACGGUACGCGAAGAACUGAUUGCAACACCUGUGAGAGUCGUGUGUCUGCCAGCGAUCCAUACUAUCAUCACUGGCGAAAUGAUAUCCAAAACGGUAGAGGCUAUUAUAUAAAGUUGGGUUCCGAGGAAGAACAGAUCCUUAAAACAAUCGAGAAACGGGGUGUCGAAGAGUUUAUUCUAUGUGACGGAAGCAUCACACCCAGGACCAAUGAUUUCCUUUUGGACGCGGGAAUGGAUGCUGUUCCGCAACUACUGAGAUUUCUAAGUUUCGGCACCGAUAAGUUAGAGGCAACUGUCGGAUUCUAUGUGGAUGUGAAAAAGGAGCGAAUGUACUACGAAAGCAGCCCUUUAAAUAUCGAACACCAUUUGGAUAUUGUCGAGGCGGUUGAUAUGAUAUUCUCCAUGCUCCUGGAGAAAAUAAGUAACUAUGUCCUGCUGCAACAAAGGGUUCCACUGGAGGCGUGUGUUAUCCGUAGGAUGAAGGUGACUGUAAAGAGAUUUUGCCACUCCCCGAAGGAAAAAUCAAAAUCCGCCACCAUAUUGCCUCUACAGUAUCGGGUGAAAAAAGCAGCGGAAUGCCUCGGCAGUGGAAGUAAUAAAACUCCUUCUGAUUUGGUCAAAAUUGCUGAAACAUAUCUAAGCCAAGAGAACGAGGGACGACCAAUCCCUGCUUCUUUAAAAGUCAACCUCUACACCUUUCGGGUAUGCAAUACCUCAAAGGAGUUAUACGUGGUACCCUACUUACUCCACGGAGAUGAUGUGGACUCCACACCCACCUUUAUCAUCCAAACGGACGUGGUUGGUGGGUUUCAAGGUCUGCUAGAAGUCCGAAACAUAAGGAAGUUCCUGCGGGCUGAUAGCUACGAUCGGGUCAUCGAAUGCCGCCAAUGCCAGUCCCACUUUGUGGACCCGGUGCACUUGGCUCUCCAUAAACAGAUAUCUUGUGGACGAAACUUUAUGGUGUGGCACAUGGACAUGGAUGCAAUCGAGUUGCACGAAAACUGUUUGCCCCUGCCCAAGAAAUACUUUAAAUACGAAUGGAUUGGGUUGGCUAGCAAGCGGUUAUAA